AUGGGGAGGGGUGGCGCAAAGCGCUCCACAAGGAGCACCAGCUCGACAAAGCACACGGUCCCUGAGCUGCCCACCAUCCUGCUGCCAGACCUUCCUGAAGAGAGUCUGAUCGUCAUAUUGCACCAUCUCACCUUCCCCUUUCACAAGAAGCUUUUGAAAGGAUUUGAGCUCUCCUCCUCCUUGGCCGUCGUUCCGCUCCUGGCGGGAACAUGCAAAGUAUUCAAUGCCAUGUUCAUGCAGGAUGCCAUUUGGAAGCUGCGAGAAAGUCUUGGGGGAUGGCGCGACGUAGCACGGCUGUUGCAUCAAGUCGAGAUGGUCUCCAAUGUCUUCACGCAACCUAGUGGAGUCUCGACCAGGGGAGACUACUUCAUGAACUACAGCAAUCGCGUCAGGGUGUGCCGAGAGCCGUAUACCAAGGAGGAAGCAUCCGGAGUGAGAGAAAGGAAAAUUUCGACGCACAACCCUCUGACGAUUUUCUUUCCUGCCAGAGUUCCUGAGCAGAUCCAGCAGUACCUAGAAUACAAUGAGUUUCUGUUCGAUGGUUCGGAUGCGAUAGAGCCCAACGAUGCAGAGAAGAAGAAGCGAAGGUUGCUGAAAGAAAGACAAGAGUUUGCGGAAGUGUUGACCGAGUGGUAUCGAUCAGCUUGGAAGGAUCCAAGGUUUGUGCAUGUUUGUCUCGAGGUAGUCAGCUUCGCCGACGAAGUGGAGUUGUCGGAGCCUUGGAAAGAUUCCUCCUGGGUGCACCAGAGGGCAGAGCGAUCGGCGGGAGGGAGGACGCGGGCGGCUGAGAGGCAGGUCAUGAGCUCCACCAGCAAGCCGCAGGACUCGGACUUGACGCCGAGGGAGAUGAUCCUCGACUUGCUGCCCGUGAGGUACUUCGAGAUCACCGUCGUUGCCAGGGAAGGAAAGGAUCGACACCAGACGUCUCCCUGGUGCGUUGCCUGUGGGCUGAGCGUGUCCUCAUGGACCAAGCAAAUGCGGAGAAAGCAGCCGGGAUGGGAUGGCAUGUCAGCAGCUAUCCACUCGGAUGACGGGAGGUUCUUUCACAACAAUCUUUCCACGUUUGAAGAUUGUUGCUUCGGUCCUGGAGACACGAUAGGAUGUGGUUUGAGAUUGGACAAUACCUUCCCUGUGCUCUUCUUCACGAAGAAUGGAAAAGUUGGCGUGGACUCUCUCGACAUCGUCAAGAUGAACGUGGGAACUUAUCCCUUCAAGUUCGACUUGACCAGCUCCGUGCUAUGGCAGAACUUGUUCGUGAGAGGGUCUUUCAUCAAACCGCAAGGCUUCUACGACGAAAUCGCGCAGAUUCCGUUGAGAAUGACAUUCUUGCUCAAGGCACAAGACGUGACGGAAGCUAAAACGCAGCCAAACUCCCUGGAUCACUGGAAAUGCUGCCCUCUAUGUAGGAGGAGGCGCGAGCGCUGGCGGGGGCUGACAAGGUCGACAGGGUACGCGGAGAGAUGGCCUCCAGAGGACGUGGCGAAGCAGCAGAGGGAGUGGAUGAGAGCGAUCAGCUACGACGCGAGGGACUGGGCCAUUGCAGCAAGAGAGGAGGGAGAGGAGGGGGACGAUGCGGACGAUGGGGACUCAGAGGGGGUUGAGCUGGAAUGGUCGGAUGAGGACGAGGACGAGGACGAUGAGGAGGAGGAGGAGGAGGAGGAGGAGGAGGAGGAGGAGGAGGAGGAGGAGGAGGGAUGGGUUGACGAAACAGCAAAUGUCGAGGUUCACAGCGACAGCCUAGGAGACGACAGCGAGUAUCAAUUGAGCGAAGAGAGCGAAGAGAGCGAUUAG
This is a messenger RNA of Guillardia theta CCMP2712, 1791 nucleotides long. RefSeq lists its product as hypothetical. NCBI's taxonomy places the organism in Eukaryota, Cryptophyceae, Pyrenomonadales, Geminigeraceae. Bases 1 to 1791 code for a protein of 596 amino acids. The transcript has 15 exons. Gene Ontology annotation, molecular function: protein binding. The record is from RefSeq and is a predicted model, not a curated record.